AUGAGAGACUUCCUGAAAUUUAACGACGCCCUGCUCGCCAAGAUUGGAUGGAGACUAAUCAACAACCCGGCUAGCCUCUUGGGGAAAAUCCUACAAGGGAAAUAUUUCCCAGACGGUGAUUUCUUGACAGCAGGGGAAGCUUCUGUUAUGUCACACAGUUGGAGAGGUGUUCUGAUCGGCCGUGACCUGCUUACGAAAAACAUCGGCUGGGUCAUUGGCAAUGGUCACUCUAUUAGCAUCUGGCGCGAUCUAUGGCUCAAUCUGAGCAAACAAGAGAGCCCUAUGGGCCCACCGACGGAACAGAGCGCUGGCCUAAUGGUAUCAGCCCUGGUCGAUGCAAACUCGGGACAGUGGAACAUAGACUUAAUACAGCGACUGGUGCCGGAGUAUGAAGAAAAGAUCUUAUGCUUGAAACCGAAUGUUACUGGGAUUCCAGACAAGCUAAUCUGGUUGGGUACGAAAUCCGGAGAUUACACAACCAAAUCUGGAUACUUCUCCACCAUCGAUGAGGAUGACGGAGUGGCUCCAACAGAAGUGGGUUUCAACUGGAGAAAAACUGUAUGGAACUUAGACUGCGCCCCAAAAGUUAAACAAUUUGCUUGGAAAGUCCUAAAAAGAGCCUUACCAGUUGGAGAGCGCCUUAUUGAAAGACAUAUUGACGCCGAUCCGAAGUGUAAAAGAUGUGGCUGUAGCGAAUCUAUCACUCAUCUCCUUUUCCACUGCGGGUUUGCUCAGAAGGUGUGGCUUCUAGCUCCCCUUAGAACCGACAUGGACUUUAGAGGAAUUAUAGAUUUAAUGGCGGCAUGGCCCUCUAUCUGCAACCAAACUUGUCUACCCCCUUCGGGAAUAACCUCAAAAGCGCUGGUUCCCUGGAUCAUCUGGUCGUUAUGGAAGGCUAGGAACAAAUUUGUUUUUGAGGGCUUCUCGCUUUCUCCGGAAGUUACCUUGUCGACUGCAAUCAAUCUAUCACGUGAAUGGAGUGUAAAUGCGAAAAUGGAGCUGGGAAGAGCACCAGCUCGUUGGUCUCAGGAGAUAUCUGCUUCGAGUGGAGCUACAAUCACCAGAUCGGACGCGGCGUGGGUGUCGUCAUCAAACUCUACAGGGCUAGGAUGGACUCUCCUAACCUCACCGGAGAUCAGGUCUUUUCAAAAACGCCUUGAUUUCGUUGGAUCCCCCCUGAUGGCGGAGGGACUGGCGCUUAGGGAAGCUACCCUAACGUGUAGAAGAUUGGAAAUGCGAUCGGUGCGCUUCGAGUCUGACUCUGCCCACCUAAUUAAGUGCCUAAAAACUGAGAUUGAAGUUGCAGAGUUGCAUAGCAUAGUGUCUGAUAUCCUUUCUAUUGUUGCUGAAUUUGAAUCUGUUUCUUUUGGCUGGAUUCCUAGGGAGAAGAACAUGAUUGCUGAUGUUUUAGCAAAAAAUGCUCAGCUUGUAUUUGAACCGCUGGUAGUUGAGGAUGGUAUCAAUGCUCCUAACUGA
This is a messenger RNA of Brassica oleracea var. oleracea, 1476 nucleotides long. RefSeq lists its product as uncharacterized. The record is from RefSeq and is a predicted model, not a curated record. The coding region runs from base 1 to 1476 and encodes 491 amino acids. Gene Ontology annotation, molecular function: RNA-DNA hybrid ribonuclease activity; nucleic acid binding. NCBI's taxonomy places the organism in Eukaryota, Viridiplantae, Streptophyta, Magnoliopsida, Brassicales, Brassicaceae. The transcript has a single exon.